AUGUGUUUACUUGUUGAUCCGCAGCAGCUGGCACAAUACGCCUUGUCCAUGAGCCUGUACCGUGCACGGUAUGCCAGAGCCUACGUCCUCAAGGUGGCAGGAGAGCUCAAGAAGCUCAGGGCCCGGGAAUACCAAGUCGUGCAAGACUGCUUGGAGCAGAUCAAUGACAGUGUGGACCAACUGAGUGGAUCUAUCAAGGAACUACGUCGUUUUGGCCAAGAAACUGUGGGGGAUGACUUGAUUUGGCACAUAAGUAACGUGGAGACUUGGGUGAGCACAGCUUUGACUGAUGCAUACACUUGUGUGGAUGAGCUGCCGGUGAAAAACUUGAGCAAGUUAAAGGCUACGAUAAAGGGGAAGAUCGUGAAUGUGGCUGAGGUGACGAGCAACGCGCUUGCUUUGUUUCAUAGAUUUGCUGCAAGGUAUCGAGCUGCAAACAAACCUUAGAGGGCUAGGGUUUUUUUAGGGCUCGUGCGUUUUGUUCUUGUGUUGUGGUUGUUUAAUCUUCUUGUUCUUUGAUGUGUUUACUUGUUGAUGUAUGUUAAUAUAAAUGCAUGAAUACACACAGUCAAUCCUAUGAAGGGAUGUGAAUACCA
Pyrus x bretschneideri (Chinese white pear) is the source of this 596-nucleotide messenger RNA. Its product is annotated as pectinesterase inhibitor 9-like. Gene Ontology annotation, biological process: negative regulation of catalytic activity. Bases 1 to 447 code for a protein of 148 amino acids. Gene Ontology annotation, molecular function: enzyme inhibitor activity. Lineage: Eukaryota; Viridiplantae; Streptophyta; Magnoliopsida; Rosales; Rosaceae. The transcript has 2 exons. The record is from RefSeq and is a predicted model, not a curated record.